AUUCGAUGAGACACAAACCUUGCGAAAUUUCCAUUAGAGAGUGAUUUUUGCGAAAUUAGAACAGAAGAAAAAAAAAAAAAGAAAAAAAAAGCUUGAAGAAGAAGAAGAAGAAUUCCCAUUCUCGAGCGCAAUCAAUUUUGAAGGAAGCUGAAGAACUUCCCACAGAGCACUUCACCUCUCUCCAUCUUCUUCCAUGGAUUUUCAGGUGGUGGUGUUAGCCGGCGGCACUUCAAAGAACCUCGUCCCUCUUGUUUCCAAGGAGCUUCCCAAAGCACUACUACCGGUGGCUAAUCGUCCGGUCCUCUCGUACGUCUUGGAGCUUUUAGAACUCAGUAACCUUAAGGAUAUCAUUGUUGUUGCUGAAGGUGAAGAUGUGGCUCUUCGGAUAGGGAGUUGGAUAUCAGGGGCUUAUGAUGAUCGUCUACGUGUAGAGGUUACUUCUGUUCCUGAGGAUGUUGGAACCGCUGGUGCACUUCGGGCCAUCUCUCGCCACUUAACAGCAAAUGAUAUAUUGGUUGUGAGUGGUGAUCUUGUUUCUGAUGUUCCUCCUGGUGCAGUUGCAGCUACACAUAGACGGAAUGAUGCUGUAGUUACUGCUAUGCUCUGCUCUGUUCCAGUCAGUGGAUCUUCAGAGUCUGGAUCCGCUGGUGGAAAAGACAAGACCAAGAAAGCAGUAGUCCACAACAUUGUUGGACUUGAUCCUACCAAGCAAUUUUUACUAUACAUAGCAACCGGUGCUGAAAUUGAGAAAGACUAUAAAAUUCAGAAAAGCAUACUCCGUGCAGUUGGUCAGAUGGAUAUCCGAUCUGAUCUCAUGGAUGCAUAUAUGUAUGCGUUCAAAAGAUCUGCUUUGCAAGAGGUUCUAGAUCAAAAAGAUACUUUCCGAAGCCUAAGGCAAGAUGUGUUGCCCUAUCUUGUGCGGAGGCAGUUGAGGUCAGAAGUUUUAUCGAAUGGAACACCCCGAGCGGAAGAAAAUGGGAUUGAGAAAGUUGGUUCCCAUAAGAUCCAAGUAUUGCUGUCACAGAUACUUUCUAAUUCGUCUACUACAAGUUUUCAUGAUCUUUAUGCAAGUGGUGCUAAUGGAUCUAUUCCUGUUCGAAAAACACAUAAAUGUUGUGUUUAUAUUCCCACUAGUAGCAACUAUUGUGCUCGCUUAUUUUCCAUUCAGUCAUACAGCGACAUAAAUCGGGAUGUUAUUGGAGAGGCAAGUCAUCUUUCAGGUUACUCUUUUUCUGCUCAAAAUAACAUCAUUCAACCUUCUGCACAACUCGGAUCAAAAACCACCGUGGGACCCCAUUGUAUGUUGGGAGAAGGUUCACAGAUGGGUGACAAAUGUAGCGUGAAACGGUCAGUAAUUGGCCGCCAUUGCCGGAUAGGUUCCAAUGUAAAGAUUGCUAAUUCAGUCGUCAUGGACCAUGUCACCAUUGGUGAUGGUUGUUCAAUUCAAGGUUCGGUUAUCUGCAGCAACGUACAACUUCAGGAGCGUGCUGUUUUAAGAGAUUGUCAAGUAGGAGCAGGUUUUGUGGUGACUGCUGCUUGUGAGUAUAAAGGAGAAGCCUUGGCUAGAAAAGAAAAAUGAAGUUAGGAAGAGAUAACAUUUGCCUAGAAAAUGACAUUGUUUUGAAGAAAAAUAAGAGUGUGAAUUAAUAUAAAUGAGGUAGAUGAAAAUUUUGUUGGAAGGUAGAGAGAGUUAUCAUCCCCUUGAGGGAGCAGUGAUUGAAAUCAUUUAAUCACAAUCUUUCUUUUUCCUGUUGGCUUUUUUGGCAUCAUUUCCUUGUAUUCUUCUUGAUUUAUUCUAUUUGUAGUUCAUAUUUUAUUCACAUUAGACCGCAUUUACUUAGAAAGAGGUUUGUAGUUCUCA
Messenger RNA from Benincasa hispida (wax gourd), 1861 nucleotides. Its product is annotated as transferases/nucleotidyltransferase. Gene Ontology annotation, molecular function: guanyl-nucleotide exchange factor activity; translation initiation factor activity. Gene Ontology annotation, cellular component: guanyl-nucleotide exchange factor complex; eukaryotic translation initiation factor 2B complex. The record is from RefSeq and is a predicted model, not a curated record. Lineage: Eukaryota; Viridiplantae; Streptophyta; Magnoliopsida; Cucurbitales; Cucurbitaceae. Gene Ontology annotation, biological process: biosynthetic process; cytoplasmic translational initiation.